Messenger RNA from Colletotrichum godetiae, 1254 nucleotides. Its product is annotated as short-chain dehydrogenase/ reductase. Bases 1 to 1254 code for a protein of 417 amino acids. The transcript has a single exon. The record is from RefSeq and is a predicted model, not a curated record. NCBI's taxonomy places the organism in Eukaryota, Fungi, Ascomycota, Sordariomycetes, Glomerellales, Glomerellaceae.
AUGCCUCUCGACUACUUUGGCUACAUUGCCGAAGCCGGCCUCCCGACAUACGUGACGGAGAACUGGUGGUUCAUAAUCAAGACCGUCACGGCGGUAGCAGUCCUCGUCUUCGUCAAGCUCUGGAGCUCCGGUGCCUCCAACACGGCCGAGCGGGACAUGCACGGGAGGAUAGUCAUGAUAACGGGCGGGACGUCGGGCAUAGGAGCGGCGACGGUUCUGCAACUCGGCAGCCGCGGCGCGCAAAUCAUUCUACUCACGCACACGCCCGUGUCGGACCCCUUCCUGGUCGAGUACAUUGGCGACGUGCGCGCCCGGACCGGCAACGAGCUCAUCUACGCCGAGCACGUCGACCUCUCGUCCCUGCACAGCAUCCGAAAGUUUGCGACCAAAUGGAUCGACAACUCCCCGCCGCGCCGGCUCGAUAUGAUUAUCCUCGCCGCCGCCACAAUCACCCCGGCGUCGGCGAAGCGCAAGGAGACAGCCGAGGGCAUCGAGGAGACGUGGAUGGUCAACUACCUCGCCAACUUCCACCUUCUCUCCAUCCUCAGCCCCGCCAUCAAGGCCCAACCCUGGGACCGCGACGUGCGCAUCAUCUUCGCUUCGUGUUCCUCCUACAUCGGCUCCCCGUCGCUCAAGCUGCCCCUCGACAAGAAGACGUGGUCGCCCGGCACGGCCUACAAGCGAAGCAAGCUGGCGCUCAUGGUCUUUGGCCAGGCCUUCCAGAAGCACCUCGACAACUACAAGCGGCCCGACCAGCUGCCCAUGAACGCGCGUACCUUCUUCGUCGACCCGGGCUUCAGCCGCACGCCAGGCAUGCGGCGCUGGCUCUCGCGAGGUUCGCUUGUCGGCCUGUUUGCCUAUAUCACCGCCUAUCCGCUACCGUGGCUCUUCCUCAAGAGCCCCGAGCAGGGCGCGCAGGCGAUCCUUUUUGCGGCCAUGGAACCCAGUCUUGUGCGCGCUGGCGCCGGCAAGUUGAUCAAAGAGUGCCGGAUCGUGGACUUUGCGCGGACGGAGAUUGAGGACGACGAGGUGGCCAAGAAGCUGUGGGAGGACAGCGACAAGCUCAUUGAGACGACGGAGAAGGAUUCAGCUGCUCUCAGGGCGCUGGAGAAGAAGAUGCAAGAAGAAAAGGCCAAGGAGGCCAAGGAGGCGGAGAAGGUGAAGGAGGUGGAGUCUCUGGUCGAGGCUAUCAAGAAGGGCAAGGAGUCGCAAAAGGCAAAGGGGAAGAAGAAGUCCAAGAAGGAGACAUCAUAA